This is a messenger RNA of Rhipicephalus microplus (southern cattle tick), 3007 nucleotides long. RefSeq lists its product as uncharacterized. NCBI's taxonomy places the organism in Eukaryota, Metazoa, Arthropoda, Arachnida, Ixodida, Ixodidae. The record is from RefSeq and is a predicted model, not a curated record.
UAGGUAAUUGCGAAAAAACGUUUAUUAAAAAUGCGCGCAACGCAUUAAAUAGCAUCGGUUUAAUAGCCAACUGUCGUCGCAUAUUUAUUAUAUAUACAUAGAAUGUUGACUUACAAGAAACACUGCGGUCAAACGUUCACAAGCAAAAGAGCACGUCUUUUUCCGGGUGCUUUCUGCUGCCGCAUUGGCGCAGUUUUCGUGUCAAGGCCAAUUGAUUCCUCCGCUCAGCGCGAAAGGCUCAGUUCUACGGGCGCAGCUGCUUCUCGUGGUCGGAAUCUCCGAGCCCCUUUCAUUUUCCAGCGACAGGCAUGGCUCAUCUGGACAAGCUGAGUACUAAGGAGUUGGAGGACAUCCUCUGCCAACUCUGCACCGACGAGAACAUCAAAAUCGCCGCCUCGGGAGACGACGACUCCAAGAAAAACCUCGCCAAGAGCGCCGGGUCAGCCAUCGGCGGCAAGAUGCUCAACAAGCUGGGCGGAUUCGGAAGCAUGUUUAGUGGUGGCUCCAAGGACAGCAAGGACAGUGGCAGCAGCGGAAAGGAGGCGGAGAUGCGCCCGGCCGCCGAUGUGAUCAGGGAGCUGCCCGAGAAGGAGAAGGACGAGCUGGCUGACACCAUCCAGAGCACCAUCUCCAAAUUCGGAGACUUCAAGGACCCGCAGGCACUUCUGAAGCUCAUCACUGAGAAUGCAAUGGUCAAGCAGCUCAUCACUAGUGCUGUCAAAAAUUUCCUUGGCAACUUCCUCAAAAGCGCUGGCGGAGGUGCCGCCUGAGUCCUGGGCUGCACAGUUCUCUCCCUUACCCCGACCCUCUGCUCCUCAAGGGGGCAAGAUAGCUGCGCUUGUUGGUGUUGUCUUCUUAUGGCUUGCUCUGUAGCAGCUGCUUUCCAAACCGCCUCCUCCCUGUCUUUACAGCCCAAAGCUGCUGCACUGCCUUUUUCCAGGGCAGUGUUGCCAAGCUCAGGAAAAAAUUAUUCCACGAGAUGCCACCGAGCUUGCUUCAAGAAGUUGCAAAUUUGCUCGUGUCCUGUGAUGUAAGCUUGCGCGCUCUUUCUCGUCCACAUAUCUUAAUUUGCCAUGUUACGUGCCGAUUUCCUGGUUUAAUAAGGGUGUGUUCAUUUCUGGUUGGCAGGAGUAUGAUUAUUCUCACAAUACAGUUCGAGAUACCACGAGAUUGCGAUUAUUCCACGGGGCAAAAACAUCUCGCUCAAUCACAAAACAUGGGAUAUUUAAAUCCCGUGAUUUCCCACAACCUUGCAUUUUUUUAGAGGAUGUUUUCGACAAAAAACUUUUUUCCUAUCUUUAACAUCUUGUGUGUGUGUGCAUAUAUAUAUAUAUAUAUAUAUAUAUGCACACACACACACACACACUAAAUUAACCGACCAACAAAACCUAAGUAGAUGGCCCAUAAUAUCUCAGGGACUGCAUUAACAAUGCUUUGCCAUGCAUGCUUGCACACGUUCUCUUUAAAAAAAGAUUGCUUAUUUUGGUUGGAACUUUUGUUGCCCUGAAUUUCAUUUUUUUUAUAUAUGCAAACAUUCAUUAUUAUUAGGUGGUAAAAUCCAAAUAAAGUUCAUCAGUCAUACUGUGCCCAUAUAAAAGCAAUACUUGUUUGAUGUUUUGAGCAAAUUAUAGUGAAAAAGAACAGCUUAUUCUAUGGACAAGACAACGUGCAGCACUACAGCCACGAGUACCAAAAGCUAUUUUUGCUGAACCAUUUGCCACUGUGACAAAACAGCCUUAACAAAUACAGGAAACAAAGUAGUAUUUGAUAUCUGUAAAAUUUCGGAUUGCAUAGCUUUUUUGUUUAUAUUUAUUUUGCUUGUUCUGCCGUGCACAGUCUCUUCUUCAAUGGAUACACUGCCAUUGUUUGUGUUGGAGAGGAGUGAGCAAUCGCACUUUCUUUUUUCUUAAAGGGACUGUCUACCGCUCAGAAAAGUUUGUCUGAUUGUGGUGCAAAUGACAAGAUUUUUCAUCAUAUUGCCGACAACAAGCAUGCCUUUGUCCUAUAAAAAAAAGAUUAAUUUUAACUUGAUGUUGAAAGUCGACAAAAAAUGUGGUAAAUCUACUUGUAGGACAAGAAAUCUUUGAAGGUAGACUUAAUUAGCCUAAAAACAAACAUGUAAAACUUGAAAUUGCAUUUUACGCACUUGAGUCAAGCUUUAAGUUGCAGCAGAGACUAAUUUUUGCUUUUUUUUUCUCACGCAUACAAAGAGGUGCCUAGUGGCAUUGCCGGCAAUGUGUUCGCUUGCCUGCAUGCCUGCCUGCAAACAAUGUUAACGCAAGCACGGCGUUCGCUGCCGCUCAGAACAACAAAAAAGUGUGUAUGUUCUUUAAACGACCACUAAGGUAUUUGUUUUAAUAAUAAUAAACUUGAUGGAGCCUGGAAAAACCGCAGACUGUAUCAGUUUGCAACUUCCACCACCAGUAAUUGUCAUCGCCUCCACCGAACAGUGUUGUGGAUAUUCAUCCCACCAAUGGAAGGAGACUGAAUGCAGAUAGAAAAUUUUUGUUGUAAAAAUUUGUACACACUUUCCAGAGAAACAGCUGCAAAGUUACACUUCAGAUGGUACGCUUUUUAUUGCGACACAAAACAAAAAAAGCAAUGAAGGAGGGUAGACAGUCCCUUUAACAAAAUGUAAAAAAUGUUGACCGCCCAAUUGAGCCUUUUGUGUGCAGCAUCAGCAUUGUUUAUUUAAUGUUGUUUACUGAAGUGCAAAAAAAUUUAUGUGCAGUUGAUUUUAUACAAGAAAGGCUUGAGAGUACUUGAGACACUAAGCAGUGUACAAUCAUGAACAAUUGCAGAUCGAUUUUCAGUUAUAUUUGUAUAUUGCUGGUUCAUGUGUUGACAACCUAUUUUCGUUUUGUUAAUUAGGUAUAUUGUUCUGCAGAACUGUGUUGUUAUAUAUUCAUACAUACAAAAAUCUAUACUGGCUUUAUGUAUACACCACAUGCUGUUACUUUAUGCAGCUAUUGUGAGCACUCAAAUAAAGUGUCUACAGAAAUUGCAA